This is a messenger RNA of Corylus avellana, 1404 nucleotides long. It is a transcript of the gene NTRA, whose product is annotated as NADPH-dependent thioredoxin reductase A. Gene Ontology annotation, cellular component: cytoplasm. Gene Ontology annotation, biological process: removal of superoxide radicals. Gene Ontology annotation, molecular function: thioredoxin-disulfide reductase (NADPH) activity. Lineage: Eukaryota; Viridiplantae; Streptophyta; Magnoliopsida; Fagales; Betulaceae. The record is from RefSeq and is a predicted model, not a curated record.
AAAUAAAGGAGUCUGAAAAUGCCGUAGAAAAGGCGAGAGACAUGAACCGUAGCCCUGGCCACAAGCUGUUGCUGAGUCUCGUAAAAAAAGGUUGCAGCCUUGUUCGACUGGCUUCCACCUGCGCCGCUGUCACUGCAGCCACAGCUUCUCCCAAAGUAGCCUCCGCCACCACUUCUCAGACCUCUGCCUCAGCCUCCGCCUCCGCCUCCGCCAUGGAUGACCUCCAGACCCUCAAAACGAAGGUGUGCAUCAUCGGCAGCGGCCCAGCCGCCCACACCGCAGCUAUAUACGCCUCCCGCGCAGAGCUGAAGCCCAUCCUCUUCGAGGGUUGGAUGGCCAACGGCAUCGCCCCCGGCGGACAGCUUACGACCACCUCCGAGGUCGAGAACUUCCCGGGCUUCCCCGACGGGAUCAACGGCAUCGAGCUCAUGGAUCGGUGCCGCAGCCAGUCCCUCCGCUUCGGCACCCAUAUUCUGACCGAGACCGUCAACAAGGUCGAUUUCUCCACCACCCCUUUCAAGAUAUUCGCCGAUUCCAUCACUGUUGCUGCCGACUCCGUCAUCGUGGCCACCGGUGCCGUGGCCAAGCGGUUGGACUUCUCAGGCUCUGGGGAGGCCCCGAAUGGCUUCUGGAACCGUGGGAUCUCGGCCUGUGCGGUGUGCGACGGUGCGGCCCCUAUAUUCAGGAAUAAGCCCCUGGCGGUCAUCGGAGGCGGGGAUUCGGCCAUGGAAGAAGCUACCUUCCUCACCAAGUACGGGUCCACGGUGUACAUCAUCCAUCGCAGGGAUACGUUUAGGGCCUCCAAGAUUAUGCAACAGAGGGCCUUGACGAACCCUAAGAUCCAGGUGCUGUGGAACUCGGCCGUCGUGGAGGCCUACGGGGACCAAACUCAGAAUAAUAGGGUUUUGGGAGGGCUGAAGGUGAAGAAUUUGGUGAGCGGGGAGGUUUCGGAUCUCAAGGUCUCGGGGUUGUUCUUCGCGAUAGGACACGAGCCGGCCACCAAGUUCUUGGAUGGUCAGCUGGAGCUCGAUUCGGAUGGUUACGUUGUCACAAAGCCAGGGACCACUCAGACCAGCGUGCGCGGAGUUUUUGCUGCCGGGGACGUCCAGGACAAGAAGUAUAGGCAAGCUGUUACCGCUGCCGGCACUGGUUGCAUGGCAGCCUUGGACGCAGAACAUUACUUGCAGGAGAUUGGAUCCCAGGAGGGUAAAAGUGAUUGACUACCUAUGGGAAUUAAAAGCUUCUCAAUUAGAAGCUGUGUUUAGUGUAGGACAAAGAAUCGCACAAGUAAUUUGUUUUCCAGUCAUUGGGAUUUUAGCAUGUUAUUGUUGAAUGCAUUAAUAGAUUAUUAUCUUUAUUUUACAUAUGAUCAAAUAUAUUUUUCUUGAUUGAUUGGUUUGAUAA